This is a messenger RNA of Sebastes umbrosus (honeycomb rockfish), 3923 nucleotides long. It is a transcript of the gene nrde2, whose product is annotated as NRDE-2, necessary for RNA interference, domain containing. Gene Ontology annotation, biological process: negative regulation of RNA catabolic process; RNA processing; regulatory ncRNA-mediated post-transcriptional gene silencing. Bases 35 to 3664 code for a protein of 1209 amino acids. The record is from RefSeq and is a predicted model, not a curated record. Gene Ontology annotation, cellular component: catalytic step 2 spliceosome. The transcript has 19 exons. Lineage: Eukaryota; Metazoa; Chordata; Actinopteri; Perciformes; Sebastidae. Gene Ontology annotation, molecular function: protein binding.
CGUCAUAUGACGUCAUGUUCCUGCGACUGUUUAUAUGCGACACACCAUCAUGGCGCUGUUUCCAGCUUUCGCAGAAGUCGAGAGUAACGACGUUGAAGAUUCGUCUAAAGGAUUAGACUGGCUGAACAAUAAGAGUUUUCAGACUGGAGAUGCCCUCUCUCUUCACAGUCGGUUUAUUGAGAAAACUAGUGAGAGGCCGAAUGAGAAGGAAACAAGUGCAGGCAGAGAGGUGAGCUCUGUGGAGGAGGAUGAGCGUAACGUGGCAUCAAAAAAGAAGAAAAAGAAGAGUGAAAAGAAGAAGAAAAAGAAGAAAAAACACAAGAAGAAGAGUGGGAGAUAUUCGGAUAGCAGUGGGUCUGACUCUGAACCCAUUUUCCCCAGUGACCUCAAAAAGGAGCAAAAGGCAGAUAGUCCCCAGGCUGCUCCGAUAGCAAGUAGUUUCUCCUGGUUGGAUGACCUCCAGUCGCCCGCAGGGCAGCCAUUCUGUGUGGACCGUAAAGCAGACCCAGCCAACUGGACGUACAAGUCCCUGUACAGAGGAGACGUAGCCAGGUACAAGAGGAAAGGCAGCUCGUCCUUGGGUCUGGACCCCCGCAGACAGGGACUCUGCUGGGAGGUGUCGGAGUCAAAUAAGAAACAGAAAGGAGGGGACAAGAAGAAAUCCGCCGACAGAUACUUCUCUACAGUCAGUCGCAAGCUGCUGAGGUCCGAGGCCCCUGUUCCUACAUUACCUACGAUUCCAGAGCGCGGCGAUGCCAUCACCCCCGCCUCUUUCCUCUCGCUGGGUGAUGGUGAGGAGAACAGAGGAGGUGAGACUGGUGACAGAGUGAAGACGUCAUUCGUUAAUCCUCUCGGUGUGUACGACUCCUCCACGGCGCUGUGGCUGCAAGGGAAGGGACAGCCGGAGCAGACAGAGCAGCAGAAGCAGGACACACAGACGGGACAGAGUGCAGCGCCUUUGGCCGGGAGGACUGAAGAGUUUAACAGGCGGCUCAGAGAGCUGCCAGCAGACACGCAGCUAUGGAUACAAUUCAUACGAUACCAGGAUGAGCUGAGUGCAACGGUGUUUGGAGGCGAGGAGGAGCAACAGGGCAGCGAUUCGGUCGAGCGCCGCAAGUCUUCCUACAGAGCGGUCCUAGAGAAAAAGCUGAGCAUCGCAGAGCGCGCAGUGGCCACCAACCACGGCUGUAUAGCUCUACAGCUGGAGAGGCUCAGGAUCUGCCAAGAGCUCUGGGAGCCCUCACUUCUGGCUAAAGAAUGGAAGAAACUGGUGUUCCUCCACCCAAACAGUGCCCCCUUAUGGAGGGAGUAUCUGCUGUUCACCCAGAGCUACUUCAGCAACUUCACCGUGUCAAAGGUCAACGCUGCGUACGGGAAGUGUCUAAGCACGCUCAGUGCGGUGCGUGACGGCACCAUGGUCUCUCAUCCGGCCCAGCCAGGGCUUGAGGAGGAUAUGUUGGAUAUCUUCACCCAGCAGUGUCAUUUCCUGCGUCAGUCUGGACACUCAGAGAAAGCAAUUUCUCUGUUUCAGGCCAUGAUCGACUUUACUUUCUACAAACCUGACAGCGUACGAGAACUGUCCACCAAGCAGCAGGUUGAGUUCUUUGAGCCGUUCUGGGACAGCGGGGAGGAGAGGGUUGGAGAGUUUGGGGCCAGAGGUUGGAAAGCCUGGAUGCUCCAACAAGAGCGAGGAGGGUGGCUGCAGCCCAGUGCAGAGGAAGAAGAGGAGGAGGAAGAGGAGGAGGAGGAGGAGGUGAAGGACCGGAGCAAGCCCAGAUGGACCGUCUGGUUGGAUGUGGAGCCGUCUCGUGAAGCAGCUCACUGGCUGCCCUGGAGGCCCGACAAAGCCAAGGGCCAAUCAGAAGAGGACUGUGAGGACCCGGACAGACAGGUGUUGUUUGAUGACAUCGGCUCGUCCCUAAUUUGUCUGUCUUCACCAGAGCUCCAGCUCCGUCUUCUUCUCCGUUUCUUGUCAUUCCUGGGGCUGCCCGUAGACUCCGUGCUCUCUGCUGCCCCCUGUCAGCCUGGCCUGCUGCUCGAGAACCUUUCUCUGCUCACUCAGGGUAUUGAGCUCAGUCGUCCUCUGACCGCCCACGACCUCCCUGACCCCGGGGUUAACUCUGUAGGUCACAUGACCACUCUCCAGGGAACAAGGAAGUGGGUGGGGCUUGGGAAGCUGGGCGAAAGGUUUGUCACCAAUGUGUUCAAUAUGGUCCAACCUGUCCUUCCUGCCCACCACCGAGCCGCCCUGUCACUCAGCUGGAUGCAGUACCAGAAACUCAAGGUUUUGCGCUGCCUACGUGGCUGCAACAAAAAGCGUCUCCGCUCUCAGGGAAAGAGCAGCAAGCGAGUUGCCAAGCAACUGCUCAAAGAACCAAACAACCGCUCGUCGUUGGUGCUGUGGCGGGAGUACGCCCACCUUGAGUGGACGCUGUGCAACCUCGACGAGGCUCGCAAAGUCUUCUCCACGGCCACAGCGAUAGGGGGAACCAAAGGGCUGAAGAGCCCCACCCUCUGUGAGCUGUGUCUGCUGUGGGCCCAGCUGGAGGUAGAGGACGGGCAGAGCGUGAUAGGGGGAAGACUAAGUGAUGUCACCGUGUCCCCAGCUGUUUGUGUACUAACAAGGCUAGCAGAAGGAACCUCCUCAUCCUCCCAGUCCCUCUCUCCGGUUUCCAUCCUGAAAGCCAGGAAGUCGUAUGAGCAGGCUCUGACUGAUGGCUUGUCAGCCCUGGACCAAAACAUCCAAAACCUUCAGACCAACAGAAAAGGUCAUGAGGACCUGCUAGGAGAGAAGCUGAGGCUGAGAGGCCUAAUAGGCUGCUACGCUCUGUUCCAGUACCUCACAAUGGGCAUCCAGGCAGCUAACGCCGUCUACAGCCAGGCUAGAGAGAGGACGGAGGAGCUGCACCACACGCUAACACCUGACAAGCAGCUCAACAGUAAUGAGGAAGCCAACCUUGCUAGCACUGACACUAGCCAGUCUGCAGCUGAUUCCAGCCACACCAGCAGGCACUAUGUUGACAGGCUAGCUUCAGAGUGUGAGGCAUUAGCUGUGCAGCAGGCAGUGUUGCUUAGGUACCACAACAACAUCAGCGUGUUUCCACUGGCAACACUGAGACAGAUGCUGACCUCUGCCCUCGCCACCUGGCCCAGCAGUGCUCCCCUCUGGAGCAUAUAUGUACAGGUGGAGAACCGUUACCAUAGUGCUGGCCGGGCGCGUCGUUUUUUUCACUCUGUAACCAGGGACAACAGCAGUGUGGUGCCACGCCUCUUUGCCAUUGUUGCUGAACAACAAAGGAAGCAGCUGGUGGACGCUGCUCAGAGGUCUUGUUGCUAUGAUGCUGCCUUGCCCAUCCUGCCAGAGAAUGGCCUCAGCCACCGUAUCCGAGGACUGUUUGAAAGCGCCAUAGCAACAGAGAUGGGUUCUCACUGUCCGUUACUUUGGAGGAUGUACAUUCACUUUCUGGUGUCAGAAGGGAAGGUGGAUAAAGCCACAGGGAUCUUCUACAAGGCAUUACAGAAUAUUCCCUGGGCUAAGGGUUUGUACAUGGACGCAGUGCAGCUGUUCCCUGAGCAUCUGCAGGAGUUUGUAGAUCUGAUGACGGAGAAAGAACUCCGACUCAGACUGCCUUUAGAGGAACUGGAUAUACUACUUGAGGACUGAACACAGACAUCUCAUUCAAGAACUUGAGUUUGUUUCACUGGCAGUGUGCCAAUAUCGGCACACUCGAUGGCACGAACAGGAGACUCGCACACAAAACUCAGAUGCUUCCACACACACAUUAUACAGUGAGAGUUGCAUUGAUCUUAUGGGCGAGGAGCCAUCCUUUUGUACAUAAUGUCUAAUGCUUUAUUUUCACAGCAAACCACUAGCUGUGUUUUAAUACCAGAUACUGUUAAUAAAUAUAUGAUUCUCAUUCAUG